Messenger RNA from Acanthopagrus latus (yellowfin seabream), 2389 nucleotides. RefSeq names its product matrix metallopeptidase 17b (gene mmp17b). Gene Ontology annotation, molecular function: zinc ion binding; metalloendopeptidase activity. Gene Ontology annotation, biological process: proteolysis; collagen catabolic process; extracellular matrix organization. The record is from RefSeq and is a predicted model, not a curated record. The transcript has 12 exons. Gene Ontology annotation, cellular component: extracellular matrix. NCBI's taxonomy places the organism in Eukaryota, Metazoa, Chordata, Actinopteri, Spariformes, Sparidae. The coding region runs from base 21 to 1880 and encodes 619 amino acids.
AGGAGGAGGAAGAAGCCAAGAUGGUGAUGUGGAUUCUUCUUCUGUGCCUGAGCAAUGGAUUGAUGCAGACAACCUCCACUGCUGAUGUCACUCCCACACCCUCCUCUUCAUCAGCGUCACCUACUAAAGAUGAGAGUAUCCAACUAGUGGACUGGUUGAUGAAGUAUGGCUACCUCCCACCCUCAGACCCCUCCACGGGUCAGCUCCAGGCCUGGACAGCUGUCACUAAAGCUGUAAGGGUAAUGCAGAGGUUUGCAGGCCUCAAAGACACGGGAGUUGUAGAUGAGGAGACAAUGGCGUUGCUGAACAGUCCACGCUGCUCCUUACCUGACCAAGAUGAACCAUCCAAAUCACUGGCUAGCGAGGGGGAAGAGGGGGGAAACAUGAAGAGAAGGAGAAGGGGAAUAACUACGUGGACGCGCAGGGACAUUAACUGGAGAUUGCGUUCAUACCUGUCCUCUCCCCAUCUACCCCGGGAAACGAUUCGCAGCCUGAUUUUCUAUGCUCUAAAAGUUUGGGCAGAGCCAACACCACUGGAGUUCCAUGAGGUGGGCAGUCCAGAGGCAGCAGACUUUCAGGUAGACUUCCUUCAUGGUUACCACGGUGAUGGCUAUCCCUUUGAUGGAGCAGGCGGUGCAGUUGGCCAUGCGUUUUUCCCAUCAGACCCUGCCCGGGCAGGAGGGAUUCAUCUGGAUGCAGAGGAGGAGUGGACCUUCAGACAGCCAGCCUCUGAAGGCACUGAUCUGUUCACAGUGCUGGUCCAUGAGUUUGGCCAUGCACUGGGCCUUGCUCACUCUUCAUCCCGCCACUCAGUGAUGAGGCCCUACUACCAGGGUCCCGCUGGGGACCCUCUCCACUACAGUUUGGGACGGGAGGAUCUGGAGCACAUCACCCAGCUCUACGGUAAAAGGAACCAGCAGCUGGCCACAGAUGCUCCUCAGCUUGCCCCAGAGCCUCAGUUACGCCACAGAGGCCACAGCCACCGUCAUAGACAUGGCCCUUCCAUAGAUCGCUGUAACACAAGUUUUGAUGCUGUAGCGAGGAUCCGAGGAGAGACUUUCUUCUUCAAAGGUCUGAUGAUGUGGCGAGUCAAUAGUGGCGGCUUGGUGUCAGGCCGCGGGGCUUCUGUCCGGAGGUUGUGGAGGGGUCUGCCACCUGACCUUCCUCGUCUUCACGCUGUGGUGGAGAGACAUUCAGAUCAUGCCAUCAUCUUUAUCAGUGGUUCCCAGUUCUGGUUAUUCAGGGAUCUGACUCUGCAAGAAGGCUAUCCCCAGCCUCUGUCUGCCCUCAGGAUGGGGGUAAACUUAGCCAGAGCAGAUGAAGGUGAAGAGCAAGGGGCAGCACCAGGGAGGUCGGGCCUGGACUGGGACCCAGAGGAGGGCCCCGUAUGGAGGGACAUCGGAGGUGCCGGGGAACAGAAACUAGAUGACACCUGGACUCAGCUGCUGAGUGAAGGAGUCAGUGGCAUCACUACAGACAGUGAUGGCUCCAUCUAUCUCUUCAAAGGUGACUCCUACUGGAAGUUCAUGUUCCCAGGCUCCUCGCUGCAGGACGGAUACCCACGAUCCUCUGCUGCAGACUGGCUGGACUGCAGUGACUCCUCCUCAUCCUCACUUAUGGUGGACGACCUCUCCUUGUCUCUGUCUAGAGGAAGACAGGAGCUCAGGGAGGGGUGGAGGGAAGAGAGGGAUGAGGAGGAAGAAUCAGGAAGGAUGGGGGACAAUGGGAGGUACAGAUAUGUAAAUUCACAUAAAGAUAAGCAGGACAGAGGUUCACACAUCUGGACACAAUGCACUUGCGAAAAUGGAGCCCUAUGUAGUCGAACAGCAUCCUAUAUUUCUACCUUGCUGCUGAUUAUUUGGAUGGUAUUGGCUUUUUAAACCUAGACAAGACAACAGAGAAGAGCAACUUAUCAUCGAACACUCACCAUGAGAUCAGGAGAACUGUACCACUCUCCCAAAAAAUGACAAUAAUUGCUCAUACAUUUCUGACGGUGUAUGGCUUAACCGAAAUGGAUCUAAUGUGUUAAUUGGUAGGCUUUGGACAUGUUUACUUUAUUUUUGACUGAGGACAGAGCCAAGCUGUGGACAGAGCUGUCAAGAUAUUAGAUUUUUGCAACACAAUUAUCUUCGUCUUUUCGGUCUUAGCGUGAUAAGCAGCAUUGAGGAGUGUUAGCACCACCGCCAGUGUGAAUUGAGAGAAAUGCAAAUGAUCUAGGAGGAGAUGUAUUGUUUAUAUCUGUAAAUAUGUGUGAAAAUCCCAGAAGCAUUUGCACUGUUUCUGUUUCUCUCCUGCUGCUUAGCAGUUGGCUGCAUGCCAGCUGAAGGUAAACCUACAGAUGUGUCAGUGGACAUGAAUAGCCAGCAUAUUCAAUAUAUUGAGGUGGCUG